AUGUCCGACCUCCCACCGAGAGGUCGGGGCACGAGACCCCCUGGGAGUCAUCCUAGGGGCUCAGGCUCUGCACCACCAGCUGUACCACCAGCAGUGGCGAGCACCUCAUCGGCCGCAUACUCGACCGUUGUGCCAGCUCAAUCUUGCCACACGUUGCCUCAUCGCAGGUCCCGUUCCACCACAGAUUCCACCCAUUCGUCCCAAUACGAGUCUGACUUGGGGAUGGCCCAGCCACACCAGGAGAUGGAGGUGGAGGGCAAUCAGGGAGGGGAGGAGGUCUUGAGGGACCCCUCCAUCGACCUACUCCUAGGUGAUCUCGAGGUGUUGACCACAUCUAUUGCAAAGGCCACAGACUGGGUUCUGUGGGCCGCGCAUCACGAUCCGCUCUCCAUCGAUGGGGGCGAUACCUUCACGGCUCAGAUGACGGCCUUUGUGAGCGCUAUCAUGAGCACUGAUUUUGGCAGGAUUCACGGACAAGGCGAUCUUGCAGAUAUCUCUCUCGCCUCCAUGCUUGAGGCUGAGACAUCCUCCAGGGAAGAGCCGACUAUUCACCUGGCUCCCGUAUUCAGGCCUCCUCCUCCUGCUGCCCAUGGGCUGCUCGAUGAGGGUGCCAGCAUUGGAGUUUCUUCUGACAUCCUCAUGCAGGCACUGGAUGACCUCAGUCGCCUGGCCUCCCCUUCUCGCACCCCUGCUUCUUUGAAGUGCAAGGGUGUCAAUCGCCUGGUGCCACCUCCUCAAAAGAAGAGCAAGGUUGCCUACUCCUGCCCUGGUCUGCCUCUGCUGAUCAACUGUGCUACUAAGCCCAAGCCCCAUCCAACAACGUGGGCAGGGAUUGCCCAUCAGGCCACUCUGAUGCCUCCCCUGCCUCCUGGCUUGGGACUGCAAUGA
Cyclocybe aegerita is the source of this 888-nucleotide messenger RNA. The record is from the annotation of a GenBank genome assembly. Lineage: Eukaryota; Fungi; Basidiomycota; Agaricomycetes; Agaricales; Hemipholiotaceae.